This is a messenger RNA of Racocetra fulgida, 1026 nucleotides long. The record is from the annotation of a GenBank genome assembly. NCBI's taxonomy places the organism in Eukaryota, Fungi, Glomeromycota, Glomeromycetes, Diversisporales, Gigasporaceae.
AUGCCACUUUCUCCAAUAUCCCGCAUCGAACAAUCUUCAAAAAGUCGUCGUUGUGGUAUGCUUAGAGAAAUUGUUCAUAACAUACUUCAGGAGGCUUUUAUAAGUUAUCAGGAUGCUAUAGUUGCCAUGAGUUCUGAGAGUUUAAAAGAAAAUUUAGCCAUUAUGUACAAUAUGUACAAUAUCAUUCCUUGUUUAGAAAGUGAUGAGUGGAAUUCAAAAGAAGAAGACGUUCUUUCCUUAGAGAAUUUGAAACAAUGCUUUCAGAAAGUGCAUACAAAACGUCGAGAGUUGUUGUGUCAUUUCCUUGCACUGGACGUAAUGACACCUGGUAGAGAUUCUGGACGAAGAGAUUAUGAACAUCAUUGGGCAACUGUAAACGAACAUCUGGAUAAUUUAGGAUCAAUUACUGGUCUUUAUUUAGACCAAAUUAUUGCGGCAUCAACUAAUGAACUAGCUUCUAUUGAACAACAUGUUCGUGGCGUUCAGGCAAAGUUAUAUAUUUGCAAUGAAGACGCGCGUAAAUUUUAUGAAACAGAAGUCUCUGAGGACGAAAGAAAACAUUUAAUGAAUCAAUAUGAGUCAAUAAGUAAAGAUUUCACCUACAUGUUCCAAGAAUGGGAAGAUGGAAAAAAAGCCUUAAAAGAUAUAAUGGGUCCAACACUAGUAGAUUCAGAAUUAAGUAACAGUCGUCAUUCUAUUGAAGAAGACGCCGAAACUUUAAAAGAUGAGAAUGAUCAGGACGAAGAUCUCUGUGAAAAAACACACACAAUUGACUGGUCACGAACAGAUGAACCUUUGGACGUAUUGGAACAAGUAUUUGAAGCUGAUGCUGAGGUUGAAGUCGAGUCCGCUACAAGGGCCAAGUCAAAGGAAGUACGUUCAAAUUCUGAACGUAUGGUACACGAAUUAAAAGAUGUUUUAAUACGGCGGAAGCCAUUAUCUUCGGAUGAUGAUCAUUCACAACCCAUUCUAGAUGAAUCUGAUUCACUACAAGUACAUGAAGCCCAUACUGUCAUAACUAAUUAG